AUGAAUUUUACUCCAAUUCGUACCCCUGUCUCCCGCAAAACAACUGUCCCUAAACAUGGAGCUGCCUGUGACUUGGGAAAUUCCACCACAUCUAGGGGAAUGUCCUUCUCAGAAUCAGUGGAUUUAACUCCGUUGCCAUCUGUCCAAGAACGUAUGGCCGUCCUCUGUCCUUCUCGAGAACUUCUGGAAUAUUACCAGAAGAAAAUGGCCGAGUGUGAGGCAGAAAAUGAGGGCCUGUUGGAGAAACUGGAACGCUACAAGGAACAGUGUGGAGUGCAGCAUAAACUGGAAUGGGAUUUGCAGCAGAGAGAGGAGGAGAUUGCUGAGUUGCAGAAAGCGCUAAGUGAUAUGCAGGUCUGCCUUUUCCAGGAAAGAGAACACGUGCUACGGCUCUACUCGGAAAACGACCGGCUGAGAAUCAGGGAGGUAGAAGAUAAGAAGAAGAUUCAGCAUCUCUUGGCCCUGGUGGGAACAGACACAGGAGAAGUGACCUAUUUUUGCAAGGAGCCUCCCCACAAGGUCUGGAUUCCCCAAAAGACAAUCCCGCCUGUAGGUACAUGUAAACAGAAUGAAUCUUCAGCUGUCACAGAUUCUAAAACAGGCCCCAAAAAGGCAGUAAUAAAAGGAAAGGAAGAAAAGUCUGAGACCCAUCAUAGAGACAUACAAGUACUUAUCUUACAGGUAGAAGCGCUGCAGGCUCAGCUGGAAGAACAGACGAAGCUUUCCAGGGAGCAAGUUGAAGGCCUCCUGGAGGACCGACGGAUCCGCCUGGAGGAAAUACAAGUUCAUCACCAGAAAAGCCAGGACAGAAUCAAAGAACUAACCAAAAGUCUCCAUCAUACCCAAGAACUGCUCUACGAGAGCACGAAAGACUAUUUGCAGCUCAGAUUUGAGAAUCAAAAUAAAGAGAAGUCGUGGAUGCUUGAAAAGGAUCAGUUAAUGGCGUCCAUUAAACAGUGCAAGGCACAUUAUAAGAAGAAAGAAGAGAAAGUUGGAAAAGUCAGACCAGCGGUACACGAGAGUCAUCAAAACCACAAUGAAUAUAUUAAGUCCCUGAAGGAUAAAAUAAUUCAAGAGAAAAGAAUGUCCAACAUGUACCAAGAGCAAUGCAUUUCUCUCGAAGAAGAACUUGCCCGGAUUCGUGAGGAAGAGGGAGUGAGGAGAGAGAUCUUUAAGGAUCGAAUGGCCAAGAUGGGGAAGAGUCUCCAAGUGAUGACAAAACGCUAUGAAGCCUUAGAGAAACGGCGAGUCUUAGAGGUGGAAGGCUUUAAGACAGAUAUAAAGGCUCUGCGGAAGAAACUGAAGGACUUGGAGCAAAUGCUCUAUAAGGCAUCCCUGAAAGAGCAGGCAGACAAGGAUAUUGCCCUUCUGUGUGAAGUUCGUGAUGGCAGUAGACGGGCUCAUAAAAUACAAGGAGAACUGAGGAACCUUAAAUUCAAAGUAUUGGGUCUGGAGAACGAACUGAGACUGUGUUGACAUUGACUUCUGCAAAUGCUUCUCAUCUGGACUGGAUUGCUCUUGACGCCUGUGAGAAAGUCACCUCGCCACGUCUGCUUACUGUGAUCCGACCUGGACCAAAAGUCAGAAAGCCUUUUUUGGUUUGCUUAAACUUUACCGUUUUCCUCAUUGUUGUGGUUCUUUGGAU
Messenger RNA from Suncus etruscus (white-toothed pygmy shrew), 1645 nucleotides. RefSeq names its product coiled-coil domain containing 77 (gene CCDC77). NCBI's taxonomy places the organism in Eukaryota, Metazoa, Chordata, Mammalia, Eulipotyphla, Soricidae. Gene Ontology annotation, cellular component: centrosome. The coding region runs from base 1 to 1476 and encodes 491 amino acids. The transcript has 11 exons. The record is from RefSeq and is a predicted model, not a curated record.